This is a messenger RNA of Mytilus californianus (California mussel), 2436 nucleotides long. RefSeq names its product tripartite motif-containing protein 3-like. Gene Ontology annotation, molecular function: zinc ion binding. Bases 85 to 2202 code for a protein of 705 amino acids. Lineage: Eukaryota; Metazoa; Mollusca; Bivalvia; Mytilida; Mytilidae. The record is from RefSeq and is a predicted model, not a curated record. The transcript is spliced from 2 exons.
GUUUUGUUUUGGGUUUUUUUUAUAACAGAAAGUAUGGAGAGUUUUAAUUUUCGUAUAUAAAAUUUUCAGGUAAAAAUUAAAAAGAUGGCAAGUGCAAUCAAAGCAGCAAAGGAAGAGUUAAUUUGUCACAUUUGUAAAAACAAUCUGAAUGAUCCAAAGACAUUGUUGUGUCUGCAUUCGUUUUGCAAAAACUGUAUCCAAGGAUUUAUCGUUGAAAAUGUCAGAAACAUCAAGAAGCCAAAAGGUUUCGAAUGUCCAACAUGCAGACGAGAAACAAGUGUCACGAAAUUCAUUGGGAAGUCACCCGUUGAUUGGGCAGACGAGCUUCAUACCAAUGAGUCUUUGGUCAAUAUUUUGAAACUUUUAACACUAAGCGAUGACCAAACAUCGAAACAGUGUCCUUUCCAUAUGAGUAAAGAAGUUGAAUUCUUCUGCGAACAACAUCUCACGUUGGCAUGUUCCCUCUGUGCAAACAUUACUCACAAAUCGUGUGAGUCGGUGCUUCCGCUUUCAGAAGCAAUAAGCAAACGCCGCAUGAGCAGUAGCAAGAUAAUAUCCGGUCUUUCGGAGCAAAUUACCAUGACUGAAAAGGUAAUGAACAAUAGGCACGUUCAGCUUGAAACAAUAGAAAAGACAGAAAUGGACAUUAAAAACCAAUUGGGCGAUAUGAGACAAAGGUUUAUGGAUUUUUUUGGUCAAAUGGAGGGAAGAAUUUUAGACAAAAUUGCACAAGCGAGAAUGAAAGAAGGUGGAGUACUCCAAACGGAGAUUGACAUAUGUCACGGACUGCUUAAUGAAAUCGAAGAUUCUAUGAAAACUGUGCAAGAAGCUUUAGAAUUUGCGGAUGAAAUUAAAUUUCUUAUUCAGUAUAAUGACCAUCUUAAGCGUUACAGUGAACGACAACAACGGUUAAAGGCAAUGGCUGAAAGUCUUAGGGAUAUCAGAAUAUCCUUUCAAGCUAACCGUGAGGUGGAACACUAUCUAUUUCAGAUCAAAAGCGUUGGUACACUUAACAUAGACAGAACACGUAGUAAAAUAGCUGGACUUGGACAAACCCACCAUGAAUUGCUUGGCACUAGUAAUCAAGACUUUAUGUAUGACUUUAUAAAUGUACCGAAGACAGCGAGAUCAACUGUUGACAUUGCUUUUGUCAGGCCAAAUACACAUCGACCGACUACAUACAACCCGAGUUCAACGUCACUUCCGUCAAUAAGAUCGAUCAGCGAGAAAGGAGAUAUGACGUCACGAACAUCUCGCAUGUCCUACGUUGAAAUCAAAUCUCAGCGAGAUCCACCUCAGGUUGAUUAUGAAACAGAGCAACCAGGCGUCAGUAUAGCAUACAAAAGCUCAAAGACUGUCAAAGCAACUUUAAAGACUGAACUUGAUGUCGCGGUUGCCUUUCAGAAAGAGUGCUCUAUUGAAGGUGCAGCUUUUCUGAAAUCAGGUUACAUCGUACUGUCAGAUUCUGCAAACAGUUCACUGAAGCUUCUCAAUUCUAAAUAUCAGUUCCUGACAAUGACCAAAUUUUCUUCUAACCCUGGCGAUAUAACGACUGUAGGUGAAUUCGACGUUGUUGUGUGUCUUCCCGACACAAUGCGUCUAAAGCAUCAGAAAAUUGAAAACGAGCGUAUAUAUUCUGGAGAGGUUUUGUCGGUUAGCGAUAAAUGUUACUCCGUUUCCUUUAACAAAGGAACACUUGCCACCUGUUCAAGCAAAAGCAUUUACGUUUUCCAGCGUGACCAUAACGCAUGGCUCAAAACUACGACGAUUCCAGUACGUUCCGAAAGUCUGAUGUACAUUGCCGUGGAUCCUUCGGGAGAGAAAAUCGUCGUGACUCGAAAUGGACAUCCUAACACGUCAAUUAUCUGCAUGACAAUCCGUGGAACUAAAAUUUGGAAUUUCUCUCACGAGAGCGUCAAGCUUCCUCGUGGGGUUGUUUUCUAUGGCAAUAAAAUUCUCGUGGCAGCUUGGGAUCAGCAUAAAAUACUUCAGAUCAGCUCUGAUGGUCGUCUAGAAGGGGUCGUCGUGAACCAAGGGAUUCAAUGGCCAUGGAAAAUCAGUCUUAAUCAUCGUGGGGACAAGAUGAUUGUCUCACAGUGCUACUAUAGAUUGCCAACGAAAGAGAAAAACUGCUUGAAAAUAUUUAAGCUUAGCAAACCGGAGCCGAAAGAGAUUGUUACAGACCGAUCAAUAGAAGAAUAAAUAUUGUCCGUAAGAAAAAGGCAAGAUAAGAAAAUUUCACACAAAUAGAAUAGAAUAGUUUUAAAACUUUCAAACUUGAGCACAAUUAGUUACAGAAAUCGUAAAUAUUCAGUCAUAUAUAAGUUAUGCAUUCUAUUAAAUCGGUUUUAGUUUAAAAGAGCCCACCAUCAUGUAGAAAAAAAAAGAUUAAUGCAUAUAUACAUUUUAUCAUCUAUCUUAACUUUUCAAUAUCGA